AUGGUUGAUCAGCUAAUGAGUGCAAAGAAAUCUUCACUCGAGCUUCAAGCUGAGGACUUCAUGGAGGAUCAACUCAGUCCGCUUCACAAACGUUCUAAACUCGAUUCAUCUUUGCAGAUGAUGCCGGCUGCGUCUCUUUGCAAUGCACUUGACCUCCCAUGUCCGUUGGGAUUGCGUCUCGAAAAGAGUUCAUCGCUUUUGGAUUUAAUUCAAAUGAAGCUCUCUGAAGGACACAAUACGAAGAAAGAUCACAAGGCCAGUGGUAGGGUUUCUGCAGACAAGCUCAAGGCCUCUAUUUUUUCUGCUUCACUUCUGAGAAUUGGAGGCUGGGAGUAUAAGUCGAGAUACGAAGGGGACUUGGUGGCAAAAUGUUAUUUUGCAAAGCGGAAGCUAGUGUGGGAAGUUCUUGAUGGUGGCUUAAAGAAUAAGAUAGAAAUUCAAUGGUCGCAUAUUGUGGCUAUCAAGGCUGAUUUCCCUGAUGAUGGACCUGAAACCUUGGACGUUGUGUUGGCUAGACAGCCCCUUUUCUUUAGGGAGACUGAACCACAACCUAAGAAGCAUACUUUAUGGCAGGAAACAUCAGAUUUUACGGGUGGACAAGCCAGCAUACACAGGGGACAUUUUCUGCAGUGCAAGCGGGGGUUCUUAGGGAAGCAUUUUGAAAAAAUUAUUCAGUUUGAUCCUCAUCUCAACUUUCUCAGCCAACAAUCUGAAAUUUUGUUGGAAAGUCCUUAUUUUGAGCAAAGCAUUCCUCCAUUUAGUGAGUUGAAUGAAUCCUCUAAGGCGUUUGAUUUGAAGGUUAAGAAGAGACCUGCUCUCUUUGCUUUAGGGCAAGCUGCAUCACCAUAUAGAUUCCAUUCUUCUUCCAUGAAUGAUGAGAACCAAGUUUUCAAUGUCAGCACUUCUGAAAGUACUUCUCAGGAAAAUCCUUCACCUAUAACAGUGAUGAAUACUGAUGCAACUGAAGCAACUGAAGCAACCAUUAGUUUGAAAACAGAGAGGUUACCUAGCUAUUGGGAUCAAAUUAAGGUGCCUGGAUUCCAGCCAUUCAUGUCGACGAGCGGCCCAGAGAACCACCUUGAACAGUGCAUUUCAGAACAGAUGACACCUUGCAAUCCUAGAAUUUCACAUGACAAUGCAAAGAACAGUGACAUUCUAGAGGAGAUCACUGAGUUCUUGCUUAGUGACUCUCAACUUGUAUCAGCAUCAGAUGAGCAGCACCUCAUGCCAAGGGUUGAUUCUCUUUGCUGCCUAUUAGAGAGAGAUCUUGCGUCAGCAGGAAAUUUGCAGACUAAGAGUUUCAUUGAUCUUGAAGUAGAUGAUGAUGGAAGCAUAGGUGAAAAUAAAUCCAUCAGCAGAGCAGCCUGCCUGGAUAAAUUCGUGGAAAGUUUUCCGGUGCCCAAAGAUCUGUCCGAUAGUAUUUCCAGCUGCGAGCAGGCACCAACUACAUCAAGCAAGGAUUCAUUUGGGGAGCUGCUGCUUGAUCUCCCAAGGAUCGAUUCUCUCCCAAAACUUUUUUAUAACACGUAG
Messenger RNA from Manihot esculenta (cassava), 1530 nucleotides. RefSeq lists its product as uncharacterized. The coding region runs from base 1 to 1530 and encodes 509 amino acids. The record is from RefSeq and is a predicted model, not a curated record. NCBI's taxonomy places the organism in Eukaryota, Viridiplantae, Streptophyta, Magnoliopsida, Malpighiales, Euphorbiaceae. The transcript has 6 exons.